CGUUGGCUUUACCCCGCCCUCCUUUCAAGAUGGCGGUGCUUGGUUGUGGUGCGUCCGGCCUCCGGGCCAGGGGUCGUUUGGGGAGUCUCUUCCCUGUCGUCUCAAAACCAUUUUGUUCAGCCGCUGCUGCGUCUAGGCCCCUGGAUGCUCAACGAUUAGCGGAGAAGCUCCGAGCCCAGAAACGGGAAGAAAAGCUGAAGGAGCGGGUGCCCACAAACCCUGUUCAGCGGAGGGUGCGAGAGUUAGCGCGAUUCACAAAGCAGCUGCAGCGAGUCCACCCGAACGUGCUUGCCAAGGCACUGAGCCGAGGGAUCCUCCACCAGGACAAGGACCUUGUGGUCAUCAGCAAGCCCUAUGGUCUGCCUGUGCACGGUGGCCCUGGGGUCCGGCUGUGUAUCAGUGAUGUGCUGCCUAUCUUGGCAAAGAUGCUUCGCGGCCAGAAGGCAGAACCCUUGCAUCUGUGCCACCGGCUGGACAAAGAAACCACAGGCGUGAUGGUGUUGACUUGGGAGAAGGAAAUGGCACAUCAAGUCCAAGAGUUGUUUCGAACGCGCCAGGUGGUCAAAAAAUACUGGGCCAUCACUGUGCACGUCCCUGUGCCCUCGGCAGGAGUUGUGGAUAUUCCCAUCAUCGAGAAGGAGGUGCAAGGCCAGCGGCAACACCACAAGAUGACACUGUCCCCCAGCUACCGCAUGGACAAUGGGAAGAUGGUGAAAGUGCGGAGCAGCCGGAAUGCUCACCUCGCUGUGACUCAGUACCAGGUGCUCAGCAGCACUCUCUCCUCUGCCCUCCUGGAGCUGCAGCCCAUUACUGGAAUAAAACAUCAGCUUCGGGUUCACCUGUCUUUUGGUUUGGAGUGCCCAAUCCUUGGAGAUCACAAGUACUCAGACUGGAAUAGGUUGGCUCCCCAGAAGCUGCCUGCUGGCACCCUGAAGAAGCUGGGGCUGGAGCAGUCGAAGGCCCGCCACAUCCCCCUUCACUUGCAUGCCCGGCAGCUGAUCCUGCCUGCCCUGGGGUCCAGGAAGGAGGAACUCAACUUGACCUGCAAACUUCCUCACUUCUUUGUACGUUCAUUGAGCCGCCUGGGCUUAGAGAUGCCAAAUCAGGAUCAAAAUGACAAGUGAAGCUGGGCAUCCGGGACUACAGUGAAAAAGACUGUUCAGUUUGAGCUCUUUGCUUUUAAUGGAUUCCGUUAACUUCUCACUUGAAAGAAGAGGCAGGCCAGGAUAAGUUGAAGAAACCCGGCUGCUUCACGGCUUCAGUGGAGAGCAGUCUGUUUCCCAGUUGCCUGGCCACACUGUGGAAAAGCCUAAGGCCUGCUGGAAGUCUCCUUGCCAAGACGGAAGAGAGCCUGAGAGGACAGAUCGGGGUGGUCACUGGAAAAGGAGAGCUGAGAGGCAGAAGCUAUGGUCAGAAAUGGUUUUCAGCCAGCAGGCAAGCCCUGCUGUCGGGAGGGUCUCCCCGGUUGGAGAGAAUGUAGUGGUUGAGUGCCCGUCAUGGAACCCGGGAAUUCUGUCCAGCUGCAGCAUGAGGACUGAUUGCAUUAGGGAACUGUGAAGGGUGAUUGGGUGGGCGUGAGGUGGCAUCUUUGGUGAGCAAGGGAAGCAGAUGUGAGUGGCAGGGUCUGAGGCAGUGUGGGGACCAUAAACCAAGGGACAUGCCCAGAACCAGCGUUAGCUCCAGCCAGGUGUUGCCAUGUGACAACAGAUUUUCUCUUUUUUUUUUUUUUUUUUUUUUUGGAGACUCAGGGAGCCCAGAUAUUUACAUGGGUAUAUCUCCCAGCACUUUGUCAGUUACAUAAAAAUUUGAAACCACUGCUUGGAAUGCCCACAUUCCAUAGCAGAAAGCCUAGGUUUCAGUCUCAAUUCUGUUUCCCAUACCAGCUCAAGUACCUGCCACACAGGUGGGAGACCAGGAUUGAAUUACAACCUCCUGACUAUCCCCAACUGUGGGUAUCUGGGAAGUGAACCAAUGGCUGAAAGAUCUGUCUCUGCUUUUCAAAUAAAUAAAAGUAUUUAUUUUAAAAAAUUAUUUUUAAAAAUAAGGAUGUUUGGAAAUCACUUUUGCUUAUAAAUAUUAAACAUCCUUUUAAAAAUUAGAACAUUUAAUCAAGCACACAAUAGGAACCAUCAAACAUCAGGUGCUAGAGUUCAUUUGUAAUUAGUUGCCAUCUGAGUAUUGGUGAAGAGGAUCUCACCACUGCCAGCAUUGCCAGAGAGAGGGCCCUGUAUUGAGGGCAGAGUGGGGUUUUUGGCCUAGUGGUGAAGAUGCUUUUUGGGGGUUCCACAUUCCACAUCUGUAGUGCCUGGGUUCAGCUUCCAGCUUCACUCCUUUUCCAGCUUCCUGUUAAUACAAAUGCUAGGAGGCAGCAGGUGACGGCUCGAGUAAUUUGGUCCCUGCCACCACAUGGAAGACCUAGAUUGAGUUUCUGAUUCCUGUCUGGCUUGGCCCAAUCUUGGCUGUUGUGGGCAUUUGAGGAGUGAACCAGUAGAUGGAAGAUCUCUCUGGCUCUCAAAUAAAUAAAUAGAUUAAUAAAUAAAAGGAAUGUGGCAGAGGAGCAGGCAUUAGAUUUACUCUGGCAAUUAAGGUGAAAACCCUCGGAAUACCUGGGUUCAGUUCCUGGCUGUAGCUCCUGAUUCCAGUGGUGAUUGCUCAAGUAAUCGGGUUCCUGCUCCCCUGGAAGACCUAGAUUGAGUUCCUGGCUCCCAGAAUAUCCCCUGUCUUGCCCCAGCCAAUGUGAGCAUCUCAGGAGUGAACCAGCUGAUGGAAGCCCUCUUCCUGUCUCUCAGAUAAGAAAAAAAGUGGCAGGGCCGGCGCUGUGGUGCAGCGGGUUAAAGCUGCAUCCCAUAUGGGCGCCGAUGUGAGUCCAGGCUACUCCUCUUCUGAUCCAGCUCUCUGCUGUGGUAUGGGAAAGCAGUAGAAGAUGGCCCAAGUCUUUGGGCCCCUGCACCCAUGUGGGAGACCCAGAGGAAGCUCCUUGCUCCUGGCUUCAGUUCAGCUCAGCUCUGGCCGUUGUGGUCAUUUGGGGAGUGAACCAGUAGAAAGGAAGACCUCUCUCUCUCUCUGGCUCUACCUCUCUGUAACUUUGUCUUUCAAAUAAAAGUGGCAAGUGUGUCUGGGGCCAGGUGUUGAGGCUCCCGAGGUGAUCUGGUCUGCAAACAGAUGCUCUGGAUGUGUAAGGAUGACGUGUAGAAUCUACUGUGAGGCCAGGCCAUUAGGUGCAGUACAGAGCAACAGAGGUGGGGCCCAACCCUCCCUGAGUUUGGAGCAUCGUGGGGUGGGGCUGGGGGGACCCAUGGUGUGCAGGUGCCGGAUGCAGGUGUGAGUAGGACUGUUGUGUGUUCAGAAGUGAACACUCCUCAAAGUUGCUCAGAGCAGGGGUCAGCAAAGAUGCUUGGAGAAGGGCCAGGUAGUAAAUACUUCAGACUUUGCAGGUCACAUGAACUCUGUCGAAAGCUCUUCAAAUCUGCCACUGUAGCAUGAAAGCAGCCAAAGAUACCACGUGAAUGAAUGAGCAAGACUGUGUUCCAGUUUUAUUGAUAAGCUCUGGAACCUGAACUACAUAACAGUUUUCAUAUGUUAAACAUGUUAAUCUGCCCAGACUGCUAUAGCAAAGCCACACACUUGGCUUCACCAACAGAUGUUUGUUUCCCAGAGGUGUGGAGGUAGGAAGUCCAGAAUCAGUGUUGUCAGGUUGGUUUCUCCGGAGGCCCCCCUCCUUGGCUUGCAGAGAGUCACAUGUGCUUCUCUCUGCACACAUCCCUAGUGCCUCUUCCUCUUGUUUGGACAGAUUAAAGCCUCACUGUUAUUACCUCAUUUGUCUUUAAUUACCUCCUUGAAGGAUCUAUCUCCUAAUACGGUCACAUUGGGAGUUGGGACUUCAACAUAGGAAUUGGGUAAGGAGGCAUAAUUCAGUCCUUGAAUACUAAGGAUUUUGAUGUUUUUCUCCAACCAUUUAAAAAUGUAAAAACUAUUCUUAAUUUAUGGGUCAUACAUGUUUGGGCUGCAUUUGGCCUGCAGGCUAUAGUUCGGCUGUUACUAUUUCUAGUCAACCAUGCUUCCCAAAGGAACAAGAACGUGACACAGGAAAUAUGGUAAUGGACUGGGAGAGGGAUGAAGAGGAUCCCUGGCCUUCUAGGUGUUUGGGGGGGAUCCCAGGUCCCUAGGGAAGCACCCCAUAGGGCCCAGGCAGAGGCCCUUAUGCUGCAGUCUGGACACGGAGCAGACCAGGGCUGCAGAUGUCAGCUGUGGACAGGUGCAGAGGUCCACAGAAACCUUGCUGUGAUGCUGGGAGCAGUGAUGAGCGAUGAAGCUCUUCCCAUUUUGCAUUCUUAGGCCUAACAAAAGGACGAAACAUUUCCCUGAUGCCCACUGGGAUGUGGACUUCCUGAGCAGUACAUCUUGUUGGAUGCAGUGGCUGUCAUUAAUCAUCCACAAUAACCUGGGAAGAAUGUCGCCCUAGGUUUAUGUGGCCUGGCAAGUGGGGCUUACACAACUAAGGAGGUUGGAACAUGCCCAAGAUGAACCUGACCUAUUUUGAAAAGUUGAUUCGAACUAGCUAAAAGAUUUGAUUUAGUAAUAAAUUAUACAGUUAGUUUAGGAAGAUUGUUCCUUGGGCCUGCUGCUGUGGUAUAGUAGAUUAAGCCUCCAUCUGUGAUGCUGGCAUCCCAUAUGGGCGCCAGUUCAAGUCCCGGCUGCUCCACUUCUGAUCCAGCUCCCUGCUAUGACCUGGGUUAGGAGCUGAAGAUGGCCCAAGUCCUUGGGCCCUUGCACCCCCGUGGGAGACCCAGAAGAAGCUCCUGGCUCAUGGCUUUGGAUCAGCUCAGCUCUGGGCAUUGUGGCCAUUUUGGGGGAGUGAACCAGCAGGUGGAAGACCUUUCUGCCUGUCUCUUCCUCUCAUCUGUAACUCUACCUCUCAAAUAAAUAAAAAAAAUCUUAAAAUAAAGUGGAGCAGCUAGAACACAAACCAACCCCCAUAUGGGAUGCCAGCAUCCCAGCUGGCAACUUUACCCAUUAUACCAUAACUUCGACCCCCUAUGAGAAUGGUUUCUUAUUUUUAUUAUUUUGAAACACAAGUUGUACAUGCACGUGACUUAAAAAUCAAACACUAGAGGUUUAAAGGAAAAAACUGCAGUUCUCUCUCUCACUAUCCACUCUGCCUGUCCAAAAAAAAAAAAAAAAAAAAAAAAACUGCAGUUCUGUGCCCUCGUGGGCAAUGCCUGCCAAUGUUGUAGUCAGGAAGCUGGAGGGUAGCCCUGCCAGUGCCUGUCCCUGGGGCAGCCAGCAGCACCCUGCUCUUCUCCCUGAAGGAACUCCAGCAGUGAGGAUUUUUCCCUGCUGGGUACACCCACCCUAAGCCCGCAGAGCACUUGGCUCAAUCCUCCGUCGCAUGCGUCUCCCACUCUGGGCUCCUUGUGCCUCCUCAUCUGAACUUCCAAGGUUCCUUUGAAGGCUCAGACCCUGUGUUCCCCUACUCCCAGCUCCAUCUUUGCACCCUACCUACCCCUCUCCCAAGUGACCUAGCAGCAGAGUGGGGUCAACUCUGUAAACCUCUGCUGUCUCUGACCUGCUCCCUGCCUGAGCCAUUCCCUUUAUCUGCACCUGCAUGUGGUCCUCUCCCCUUGGAAGCUCCCUUGGGGCGCCCUCACUUUCUCUCCCAGCCUUGUCUUAGUUAAUUGGUAUCACCUGAAUCCUGAGCGUUAACCUUGACUUUUUAUUUUUAACUUCUUGUUUUUUUUCAAAAAACCUUUUAAUCUUUUUAAAAAGAUUUAUUUACAGAGAGAGGGGGAGAGAGCGAGAGAGCUUCCAUUUGCUGGUUCGUUCCCCAGAUGGCUGCAAUAUCCAAGGCUGGGCCAGGCCGAAGUUGGGAGCCUGGAACUCCACCUAGUUCUCCUACAAGGGUGGCAGGGGCCCAAGUACUGGGCUGACUUCUGGUGCUUUCCCAGGUACAUUCCAUUAGCGGGGAGCUGGAUCAGAAGUGGAAUAGCUGGGACUUGAACCAGCGCUCAUACGGGACGUUGGCAUCACAGGCAGCAGCUUAACUUGCUGUACCACCACGCCAGCCCCCAAAUCCACUAAGUCCAUGUCAGUUCACUCUAUAACCUGUUUCUUAGAAUGCACGUUCCUCUUUCAUCCUACCACCUCUGCUGAACACCAGCUUCACUGUCCCAACCCACCACCUAUGGUGGGCUAUAUCUGGAAGGCAGAGAGACAUGGGAAUAGGGUCAUUGGCAACCUGAUAGUGCCACCAGACACUAGACGCAAGGGAGUGUUGAGGCUGUGCCUGGGUUCCUGGGGUCAGAGCAGUGGAGAGCCACUUCAACAGAAUGAACAGGCUGGGGCCGGUGCCGCCGCUCACUUGGUUAAUCCUCCGCCUGCGGUGCCGGCUUCCCAUAUGGGCUCUGGGUUCUAGUCCUGGUUGCUCCUUUUCCAGUCCAGCUCUCUGCUGUGGCCCGGGAAGGCAGUGGAGGAUGGCCCAAGUGCUUGGGCCCUGCACCCGCAUGGGAGACCUGGAAGAAGCACCUGGCUCCUGGCUUUGGAUUGGCGCAGCUCUGGCCAUAGCGGCCAUUUUGGGGGGUAAACCAAGGAAGACCUUUCUCUCUGUCUCUCUCUCACUGUCUAACUCUGUCAAAUUAAAAAAAAAAAAAAGAAGAAGAAGUAGAAGAAGAAUGAAGAGGCUGAUGGAGUCCCCAUCCCCAUGUUUUCUAAACCUGCUGCUCUUGGCUCCCGGCUGCUGUUAGCCAGAAUGCCUCAGAGGAAGAACAAAAACACGGCCUUGUGUCUGUGCUUGUGCAAAGCAGGCCGUGUGGGGACACAGACUGCUUUCCCCCAGUAGGGUGCAAGGUCUGCUGGCUCAGAGCAACGUAGCCAGAGUCAGGGCAAAUGUCACAAAGCCAGAGCACAGAGCACCCUGCCCUUGGAUGCCAGCCAGCUGCCAAUUCAGGUGUUCCCGCCGACUUCUUGUGAUGGAUCAUUCACUAGAAUGAUUCCUCAGCAAAAUUCUGUACUUACUA
Molecule: messenger RNA, 7013 nt
Organism: Lepus europaeus (European hare)
Lineage: Eukaryota; Metazoa; Chordata; Mammalia; Lagomorpha; Leporidae
Gene: RPUSD4
Product: RNA pseudouridine synthase D4
Exons: 7
Coding region: 30-1124 (364 amino acids)
Biological process (GO): pseudouridine synthesis
Molecular function (GO): RNA binding; pseudouridine synthase activity
Source: RefSeq, a predicted model, not a curated record